AUGUCAGGUAACGCGAACGACCCCAACACGUUCACCACGCCCGUGUUCUCGCGCAAAUUGCAACAAACCCUACAAUUCGUGGCCAAACGCUACCUUCCCCCGGCGCACGGAAGCGCACCCGAUGGGGCUACCCUAGUCUGCUUCCACGGCUCGGGUUCACACAAAGAGGUGUGGGAACCCGUGCUCGAGCGCAUAUUCGCCGCCGCCGCCACGACCCCCCGUCUGCGCAUUCGCGAAGCGUGGACCUUCGACAUGCAAAGUCACGGCGCGUCUGCGCUGCUGAACAGCCACGUCCUGGACGGGCUAGAGGCUGGAUUGCCCGUGGACGAAUACGCUCUCGCGUUCAAGCACUUCGUCGCCACAGAUAGACUCCAAGGGCACAGGCUCGUCGGUAUCGGGCAUUCGCUGGGCGUCACCGCCGUAAUCCUAUCCGCGGUUGCGGACGAGAUGCCCGCGGUCCGGUACGAGCACGUCAUCGUGAUCGAGCCCGCGCUCGCGAGCUACGAGUGCUACCAGGAGAACCCGGACGACAUCAUGAAGGACACCGCGCGCGCGACGCUCAAGCGGCGCGAUACGUGGAAGAGCCGCGAUGAUGCGCGGGCAUACCUCGCGGCGCGCCUCCCGUGGGCGAUGUGGGACGCGCGCGCGCGCGAGCUAUACGUCCGCCACGGAAUCAAGGACGUCGCUGGAGGCGUUACGCUGUGCUGCUCGAAGAUGCACGAAGGUGCUGCGUACAUAUACUACGACCAAUGCUUCCGCGCUGUGGACAGCCUGCGAUCGGGCAUCGACCCCGCGGUGCCCGUCCACUGGAUACUGGGGACGCGCGAAGAUUUCCUACCCCAGCUCGCUCACGACUCGGUGAUGUGCGUGCGCAAGAUUGCGUCGCUGCGGCGCGUGCCGAAUGCGGGCCACUUUGUCGUACAGGAGAACCCCGACGGGCUCGCGAACGCAAUCGUACAGAUCCUCACAGGCGAUGUUGCUCACCGCUCUAACUUGUGA
This is a messenger RNA of Trametes versicolor FP-101664 SS1, 999 nucleotides long. Its product is annotated as alpha/beta-hydrolase. The transcript has 7 exons. The record is from RefSeq and is a predicted model, not a curated record. Lineage: Eukaryota; Fungi; Basidiomycota; Agaricomycetes; Polyporales; Polyporaceae. The coding region runs from base 1 to 999 and encodes 332 amino acids.